GUCGGAAAGAGUUGGAAUCUAGCAGAAGCCUAGACGGUGUUUAGCGCGAGGCGAAUCGCAAGAGGAGAGCCGAGCCUUUUAAGACGAAGUAAGACAUGCGCGCUUUUCCAGGAUGGACAUCGACGGUGAAGGAUUAAGGUGUUUUCUGCUGCAAGCUCACGUCGCCGAUACUCUCUUCGACGUACCAUGCUGCCACGGAAAAGGUGGAGUCAUCUAUCAUGUCCAAACUGUGGGAUUACGACUUUCUUUCUAUGCAUCCAGUUUUCUAUUCUCCUCGCGGGCGUGCUCCACACCGAAACGGUCGCUGGAGACCUGAGCCCGGACCUGAAGGAGAAGGCCAAAUACCUCGUCGAAAAGCUUAGAAGCGACAACGAGACUGAAGACAUCCCUCCCCCUCCGGCAGAAAGGUAUAAAAAGCCGGAGAUCGACACCGCUGCCCUGCUGAAAGAGCUGGGUGAAGAUAUCCUACCCAAAUACAUGAGUAUCUCGAACCCGAACAUCACACAACGAACUCCAUCGGUAGAGCACAAAAUUCGACAGAAGAGCGGCCCGCGCCACAAAACGUUGAAGGAUCUUCUCGGAGGUCGGGUUGAUGAUCUUCCGAAAAACAACCCGGAAUUCCGCCGACUUCUGAAGAAGUUCCUGCGGAACCAUAGUCAGUGUAAGGUCUCAAGAUACUGGGCGGAUAUGGGAGACCGCUAUUUCCCACGCUACGUGCGGAAAGGCUACUGCGCACACACGAACUCGAGUUGCUCCAUUCCUCCAGGUUUAACAUGUUUGCCUGAAAAGAGGAAAGAGCUCAAACUUAUGUACUGGGCUUGUCACAUAAGCCGAUUCUCAAAACGCACGCGUGUGGGAUCUGACGAAGGAGAUGACGACUUCGACAUGGAAAACAUGAGGUGCCGGUGGAGGAAGGUUGUGUACAGCGUUCUGGAUGAAUGUACAUGCCGUUGCAAACCUUCUUCAUCGGAGAGCGUUGACCUGGAUGAAUGAACGGUGAAUCUAGAAAUCUAGAGUUCCAGUGUCACAAAAGAACACGGGAAAAAAAUCGCGAUCGACACCGGGACAGAGCGCAUCAUCGCGAGCCCUCAAGAUAUCGACAAGCUCGUCCGAGGGGAAAAAUGACUUGUUCGGGCCCCCUAUCCUCCAUCGUGUUCGUCCCCGGAUCCCUUCGACAACCCGACAUAGCAGCGGAAAGAAUCGAGGCAAGCUGAAAGUGUAAACUAUGUGUACAUAUAUCCCACCAUAAAAUCAUCCCCAUGCGCUCUUAACAACUACGGCAUCAUCACCGACAACACGAGAAUGUCAACGAAUUCAUCGGCGAUCCCAGAUUGCGAGUCAGUGACAGCGAGCAAUCAUUAAUCGAGAAGGAAGCGACAACAAAAAGCCACACCCGUUCAUGUACUUGUAUGUAAUACUUUUUGUUGUAACUUAUGUAUACGGACUCCUAACCUUGCGCUUAUAAUGUUAGCGGAGAAACAUUCAACGUCGGUCGAUUGCGAAGAGCAGUUGCUGUUAGACUAGGGAUUGACGAGAAGGCGAACGAGGGGACGAGGAAAUGGAAGACAAUAAACUAGCGAUUUUUAAUUUA
Molecule: messenger RNA, 1591 nt
Organism: Galendromus occidentalis (western predatory mite)
Lineage: Eukaryota; Metazoa; Arthropoda; Arachnida; Mesostigmata; Phytoseiidae
Product: noggin-1
Exons: 4
Coding region: 187-993 (268 amino acids)
Biological process (GO): osteoblast differentiation; negative regulation of BMP signaling pathway; negative regulation of cell differentiation
Source: RefSeq, a predicted model, not a curated record